AUGAGAAGAGAUCAGAGAAGUCCAAAACAGGAUCCAAUUUUGAGUUCUCAAUAUGUUGUAUGCGAGGGAAGGUACAACUGCCAUUUUGAAGCACUUGAUCGGACGCUCAGGAAUCUUAUGUCAGUUACCGAUCAACAUAAGACACAUCAACCAUUUGGUGGUAAGAUUGUUGUUCUAGGAGGUGAUUUCAGACAGAUACUUCCGAUGAUUCCGAAAGGAAGUAAACACGAUAUAUUAGCAUCCGAUAUUAACUCAUCCCAUCUGUGGUCAUUUUGUAAGGUGAAACUGCAUACGAAUAUGAGGCUUCUAAUGUCUUCUUCGGAUCAAGAUGAAGGUGAAAUGAAGAUAUUUGCUAAUUGGAUACUUGAUGUUGGAAAUGGAAAUAUUGGCUCUGUUGUUGGUGAUGAAUCAAAAGUUGAAAUUCCAGAUGAUCUAUUGAUUACAACUACUGAUGAUCCUCUCUCUCAUUUGGUAGACUUUGCAUAUCCAAAUUUGUUGCAAAACAUGUCAGAUUACAAGUAUUUUCAGAGUAGAGCAAUUCUUGCACCCACACUUAAGAGUGUCGAGAAGGUAAACGAUUUUGUCUUGACAAUCUUUCCAGGGAUGGAAAAGGAGUAUUUGAGCUCUGACACAACAUGUCAAGCUGAUGAGAAUGAAGAUGUAAAACAAGAGUGGUUCACACCAGAGUUUCUAAAUGACAUCAAAUGUUCGGAACUACUCAAUCACAAGUUGACUUUGAAGUCAGGAGUCGCUGUAAUGCUACUGCGAAACAUAUAUCAGACUUCAGGUGUAGCGUUUAUGUCUCGCCGUGUUAUCUUGAAUAUGUCGACUAAGGUCCCUCCUGCUCUUCGAAUUUGGGUAGAUAAUACUGUUCUUAGUUGUGUUCCGGUGACCGAUAAAGAGUACUGUGAUGAGUUUCGUAGGCACCAUAGUAUAUGUGAGAAUAGGGAGGAUGAGAGAAGCUAUAUUUUAGAACCGCCCGACCCAGAGGAGAAAGUGUAUGAUCUAGCUGAGUUAGACGACCUAAAGAGGAGUGUUGUAGAUUUUGUGUUGGAUACAUGGGGCCAAGCUCCCCCAUUUAGACACAAAAAGAUAUUUGGAAAAUCCCAACCAUCUGAAGUCUAA
Messenger RNA from Arachis stenosperma, 1125 nucleotides. RefSeq lists its product as uncharacterized. Gene Ontology annotation, molecular function: DNA helicase activity. The record is from RefSeq and is a predicted model, not a curated record. The transcript is spliced from 3 exons. Lineage: Eukaryota; Viridiplantae; Streptophyta; Magnoliopsida; Fabales; Fabaceae. The coding region runs from base 1 to 1125 and encodes 374 amino acids. Gene Ontology annotation, biological process: DNA repair; telomere maintenance.